GCCAACUUUCCCAACCCAAACUCAGACGCGUCCCCCAGUCCCCACCUCCGUCGCCGAUGACACCGCGCGCCCCGCAGCUUCGGCACCACCCGCCGCACCUCCUCCUCGCCGAGGCCGUUGCCUCCUGGCACCCCUUCCACAAGAAGCCCUGUCGCUCGGACCGCUCCACCGCUCCCCCUUCCUCGGCCCGCCUCCCUGAUGCGGAGACUCCGACGCCUGCCCCCUCGGGGGGCGCUAGCGGCGGAUCCUUCCGGUGGUUCGGGCUCCGCAAGCGACGCCGCCGCGGUGCGGGCUCGCGGUCCGUGUCCGGCCGCAGCAGCGACCGCCGGAGAUCUGGCACGUGCUCCGACUUCCAUUUCACGUGCGGCGCCGAUGGUGGUGGUGGCGGCGGCGGCGCCACUGACUCCAGUGGGGAGAUGUGGGCGUCAGAUGUCGGGGAGGUGCGGAUGAGGGACGUGUCGAUGGCGACGGAGUUCGGCCCGGCGCCCGUUAGCGGGGUUGGUGUCGGAGGUGGUGGGGUCGGCGCUGCAGCGGAGGCAGCGGCCACCGAUUCUGGGUACGGGAGCGAACCUGGGUACCGUGGAGACGUGGAGCUGGGAUACAGAGAUGAAAUGGACGAAGAAGAUGAGGAUGGGAGGCAACAGCUGUUCUGGGACGAGGUGAUUGGAGGUGAUAAGCGUCUUUGA
This is a messenger RNA of Zea mays, 686 nucleotides long. RefSeq names its product glycine-rich cell wall structural protein 2. The transcript has a single exon. Bases 57 to 686 code for a protein of 209 amino acids. The record is from RefSeq and is a predicted model, not a curated record. Lineage: Eukaryota; Viridiplantae; Streptophyta; Magnoliopsida; Poales; Poaceae.